Messenger RNA from Dermatophagoides farinae (American house dust mite), 2164 nucleotides. RefSeq lists its product as uncharacterized. Gene Ontology annotation, molecular function: DNA-binding transcription factor activity, RNA polymerase II-specific; RNA polymerase II cis-regulatory region sequence-specific DNA binding; protein binding. NCBI's taxonomy places the organism in Eukaryota, Metazoa, Arthropoda, Arachnida, Sarcoptiformes, Pyroglyphidae. Gene Ontology annotation, biological process: regulation of transcription by RNA polymerase II. The record is from RefSeq and is a predicted model, not a curated record.
UUUUUUCUGUUGAUAUUGAUCUCGAUCGAUAAUCAAUUAUUCAAAAUUUGGAUUUGAUUCAUAAAUGAUUCAACAUUAGUCGACUACAAAAUAAUGAUCAUGAUCAUCACUAUAUUGAUGAUUUGAAGAUCUCUGUUCUAAACCAUCGUCAUAUAUCAUUUUCAAGAAAAUGAUCAUUUUAUUAUAAUUGUGUGUAUGUCCGACAAACUUAAAUCAACGUGAUUAUUAUCAUCGAAUAAAUAGACAUUAUUUUCAUAGUUUUUGUUUUUGGUUGAAAUAAUUUCACGAAAAUGGAGAAUUAUUAUUUCAAACAUCCAUCUCAUUUUGGUGACAUGUUCAGUUUAUUUGAAGAUUUCUAUCGAAGUAAAACUUUAUCCGAUGUGAUCAUCAACUGUCAGGGUAGAAAUAUUCAUGCUCAUCGUAUGGUUCUUUGUGCUGGAUCGGAUCAUUUUCGGCGGCUAUUAACAUCGAUCAAGAUGCAUAAUCAGUUACCCGUUUUAAUUAUAACGGAUAUUUCAUUCGAAGAUAUGGAAAUAAUUCUUGAAUUCAUUUAUCGUGGUCAGAUUGUCGUAUCUCGUGACAAAGUAGAAUCAUUACGGCAAGCUGCCUAUAAACUUCGUGUUCGUGGUUUUGAGAAUUUUCUUCGAAAACCAUUCAACAGUAAUGGCGUUCUAAAUGGUAGUGUUUCAAUGCAAACAAUGAAAACAAUGACCAACGGAAAUGUACGUUCGACAAGUUUAUUACAUGAAAGUAAACGUUAUUUACAACAAAUUAAUGAAAUGGAAAUCAAACGAACGAAACUGUCACAUAGUACACCAAAUGGUAAUCAUAUGCAGCAACAAGAUUCCCUGUAUAAUAAUAAUAACAAUCAUCAUCAUGCGAAUGCACGUCAUUUACGAGAAUCGCCUGCCGAUUUCCGUCGACAUUAUCCUCAUAAUAAUACCGAACCACAAUCACAAUUAGAAGCUGCCUUACAACGUGGAUUAAAUCAGAUGAACCAGAAUUGUAGUAAUCAACAAUCUUCUCCAAAUGCUAUGAUGAAAAAAAUGAUUCAUUUUGAACAAUUAAUGAAAUCUUGUAAUGGAAAUGUCAAUAAUAAUAAUAAUAAUAAUAAUGGUGUUUAUGAUUGUAAUGGAACUUUAGAUCUAAAAAUCGAUAAACAUCGACAACAGAAUGAUCAAGUGCCUUCAAUAACAAUUACUCGUGUAAAUGGUCCUGGAGUUUCUAUCGAUUUAAAUUGUGGUAAUUCUUCAAUGAGUGAUUCAUGUGAUGAAAACGAAGAGAAUCAAAGAAAUGAAACGGUUGAAAAUAACAUGAGUGGACAGGGGAAUUAUACGAAUAAUCAUUUUGAUAAUAGCAGAAAUGAAUCACAUGAAGUAAACUAUACAUAUGAAAUGGAUCCAAGUGUUCUUGUUGCUCCUCAAUGGGAUAAUUCUGAUGAAAACAUAAAAAAUUGUGGCUCGGUUAAAGAAGAUGCUGACGGUACUGAAGAGGAAGAAUAUUUCGAAUCAAUGAGUCGUAAUUCAAAUUCGAUGCUUGAUUCGAUGUUUAUGGCUGCACAGAAAAUGAAUCAAAUGAAUGCUGGCCAAAAUUUUUUCUAUUGUGAACAUUGUCCGAAAUAUUUUGUCGAUGAAGAUCAUCUACAAUUACAUAUCAAACGAACACAUGGUUUAAAUAAGAUGAAUCAAUGUAACAUUUGCGGAAAAGCUUAUGCUUGGAAAUCUGGUCUUUACAAACAUAAACGUCAUGUCCAUAAUAUUGGUGGUACUGGUGCAAAAAUCACACCAAAUGGUAAUGGCGAUUCUGAUUCAGCAGUUGAUAGUCAACCGCCCACUCCUACCGAUGUUCAACAAAUUCAAUCAUCAUCAAUGGAAGUGAUCAAUAAAAUGAACAACAACAACAACAACAACAAUGAUGCCAUCUCACCAUCGCCGAUCGAAUCGACUAUUGACGAAACGCCAGCCAUCUCUCCUACGGCUGUUACAACAACAUGAUGCUCAUUUCUGUGAUUACUUAUUCGAUAAUGUUCGAAUGUCUAAUUGAUGGCCAUCACCUACUUAUCAGAAGAAAAUUUUUUUUUUGCUCAAUCCUAAUUCGUGUUCAUUUAUUUAUUAUUAUUAUUAUUAUUAUUAUUAUUCUUUAAUAUAUCAUUACUUGGAUUCAA